This is a messenger RNA of Ornithodoros turicata, 2070 nucleotides long. RefSeq lists its product as uncharacterized. The transcript has 3 exons. Gene Ontology annotation, biological process: DNA integration. The coding region runs from base 1 to 2070 and encodes 689 amino acids. Gene Ontology annotation, molecular function: nucleic acid binding. Lineage: Eukaryota; Metazoa; Arthropoda; Arachnida; Ixodida; Argasidae. The record is from RefSeq and is a predicted model, not a curated record.
AUGCCCUUUGGCUUACGCAACGUCGCGCAGAGCUUCCAGCGCUUUAUCAACGACGUCUUGCGCGAUUUACCAUCCGUUUACGCCUACUUAGACGAUCUUCUCAUUGCAAGCGCCUCGCAGGAAGAGCACAUUGCGCACCUUCGGCAAGUUUUCACACGCCUGCAAGAUCAUGGCUUCGUCAUAAACGUGAAGAAAUGCCGCUUUGGGCAGCCGGAAGCUAAAUUCAUCGGCCAUCACAUCGACCAACAUGGUAUUCGACCUCUUGAGACCAAAGUACAAGAUAUCCGUGACUUCCCUCGGCCGCAAACAACCCGUCAGCUCCGACAAUUCUUGGGUUUGCUGAAUUUUCACCGUCGGUUUAUCCACAACUGCGCCCACAUCAUCCAGCCUCUCACCGACCUCCUUAGGGAGUGCACGUCGGCAUCGGCUCUGCUGGCGUGGUCGGAGGAAGCUGAGAGGGUCUUCUGCGCUGCUAAGGAGUCCUUGGCGAACGCCACCCUUGUGCACCCCUCCCCGUCUGCACCCCUCCCCCAGUUGGUUGACGACAAGUGGCAACCGCUCGGAUUCUUUUCCCGUCGCCUUCAACCGGCGGAAGUUCGUUACAGUACGUUUGGCCGCGAACUUCUCGCAGUGUACGCCGCAGUCAAACACUUCCACUUCUUUCUGGAAGGCCGUGAGUUCCAUAUUCUGACGGACUACAAGCCUUUGACAUUCGCGUACACCGCCAACCGUUCCAGCUACUGCGAACGUGAAACCCGCCAACUUGCCUUCAUAUCCGAAUUCUGCACCGACAUCCGCCACAUCCCCGGAAUAGCGAAUUCGGCCGCCGACGCCCUUUCCCGCAUCAACGCUAUUCCUUUCCUGCCCUCCCCGGUGAACAUUGGGGAGCUCUGCGACGCCCAAGCUCAAGAUCCCGAGCUGAACGACCACCUCUCCGGCACUUCCUCUUUGGCGCUGCGUCCCGUGACCCUCCCAGGCUUUACAAAGCCUCUCUUCUGCGACACGUCUACGCCUUGCCCCCGCCCCUUCGUCCCCGAACCCUUGCGCCGCCGGAUCUUUACCCAGCACCAUAAUCUGGCACACCCCGGCGUGCGUGCAACCCACAUGGCCAUUGGUAACCGAUACCUCUUCACCUGUGUUGCUAGGUUUACCCGUUGGGCGGAAGUGCUACCGAUCCCCGACGCCACGGCCGACACUGUUGGUCGUGCAUUCCUCUUCGGUCGGGUCGCGCGCUUCGGCUGCCCUGGCAUCGUCACCACAGAUAGAGGUCGCCAAUUUACCUCCCGUAGCUUCGGAGCCCUCCUCUCUGCCAUCGGCGCGCAGCAUUCGAAGACCACGGCCUACCACCCUUCAGCGAACGGCAUGGUCGAACGUCUGCACAGGCAGCUGAAAGCCGCCAUCUGCGCGAGAAGCGACUCGACGAAUUGGGUCGAUCACCUGCCCUGGGUGCUCCUAGGUAUUCGCUCUUCCCUCAAGCAGGACCUACAGUGUAGCCCCGCGGACUUGGUAUUUGGUUGCCCGCUGAGGCUUCCCGGCGACUUCCUCAGCUCCCCCUCCCCCGCGCCUCCCAGUGUUCAUGACUUUGCCGCACAGCUUCGCGACCAUUUCCGGGAUCUUCAGCACGUUUCCCCAUGCCAGCCCUCUUAUAGGAAGAUCUUUGUCCACCCGGACCUCAAGACCUUUUCUCACGUCUUCGUUCGCGCGGACCACGUUAAGCCGCCACUCACCCCAGCGUACACUGGUCCCUACCGCUUAUUGGCGCAAGAUGAGACGACUGUGACAGUCGACAUCAACGGCCGCCCGGAGGUACUCACGAAAGACAAGCCCGAAAGAGUCAAGCCCGCCUACUUCGACGCACUACUCUCUCCCGUCCAUCUUCCCGCGUCGCCUCCUCCUUGCCCGGUUCCCCGGUCACUACCCUCCUCAAGAAAAGUCUCCCGGCAUUCUCCUCUGGUUACCUACCAGUCUAGGGGGAGGCCUGUAGCAUCUUCGACGCCUACAGACGACGAGCGCCCAGCUCGCUGGAGCGAGCGACGACGAGCGCUCAGCAGACCCGAGCACCUGGAAUAA